This is a messenger RNA of Myxocyprinus asiaticus (Chinese sucker), 1288 nucleotides long. RefSeq names its product glucagon family neuropeptides-like. Gene Ontology annotation, molecular function: peptide hormone receptor binding; pituitary adenylate cyclase activating polypeptide activity; neuropeptide hormone activity. Gene Ontology annotation, biological process: positive regulation of ERK1 and ERK2 cascade; positive regulation of GTPase activity; regulation of protein localization. The record is from RefSeq and is a predicted model, not a curated record. Lineage: Eukaryota; Metazoa; Chordata; Actinopteri; Cypriniformes; Catostomidae. Gene Ontology annotation, cellular component: extracellular region; neuron projection; perikaryon. The coding region runs from base 339 to 866 and encodes 175 amino acids. The transcript has 5 exons.
GGCAUACCUAAUGUGACUUAUUGAAAAAAGGCAAGACUCCCUAUUCUUGGAUAAAAAUCCGAGGUAAUCGGACCACAGGAGAAAAAGUUUUGAACAAAGACAUGUAGACAAACGAGCGCAGCUGAUUUCAACGAAGUUUUGUUUGCCAACGUGAUUUUGUUUAUAUUGGUUAUUGUAUAAAAGACAAGUGCAGGGGUUGAAUUGACGAGCACAUAAGAAAAGGACGGUGGCGCUUCAGGGAAGAGGUGCCGUGAGAAAGAUUUCUAUCUCUCUCACACAAUCACAGCCGCACCCGAGUCGCAUCUAGCAGCGUUUCUAUCUACCUACUCUGCAAUAGCAUGGCCAGAUCUAGUAAAGCGACUUUAGCGUUGCUCAUCUAUGGAAUCAUGAUGCACUACAGCGCUUAUUGCACGCCUAUUGGGAUGACUUUUCCCAAGAUGAGACUAGAGAAUGAUGUAUUUGACGAAGACGGAAACUCGUUAAGCGACCUGGCUUUUGGCACUGAUCAAAUUGCUAUACGUAGUCCUCCAUCUCUCACGGAUGACAUAUACACUCUAUACUAUCCACCAGAGAAAAGAACGGAAAGGCAUGCAGAUGGAUUAUUAGAUAGAGCCUUGAGGGACAUCCUGGUUCAGUUAUCUGCACGAAAAUAUCUGCAUUCUCUGAUGGCAGUUCGCGUAGGCGGAGGAAGCAGCGAGGAGGACGAAUCGGAACCGUUAUCAAAAAGGCAUUCGGACGGGAUCUUCACCGAUAUUUACAGUCGCUACCGAAAACAGAUGGCUGUCAAAAAGUAUUUAGCAGCGGUCCUGGGACGAAGGUACAGACAGAGAGUUAAAAACAAAGGACGCCGAUAUGCUUAUUUGUAGCGCUGACAAAACUACUCCCGACUGCCCUCCCAUGUGUACAUUCAAUCCCAAAAUCAAAGUCAUUCUGAUAUAACUGAUUAAUCAGUGGAUCGCGCCUGUGUUCCUUAAACAUGUAUUUAUGUAUGAAGUAAAGCCAUUAAAAUGAAUAUUUUACUAAUAACAUUGUUUUUCUUUUUGUACAAAAGCACUUGAAACUGCACAGUUAUACUUUGUGGACCAACCGUUUAGUUUCAUGUAUUUAGCUAUAAAUGUUGAAAGCAAAAGAUAACAAAAACCAUAAGAAAAAAAAAAAAAAAAAAAAAAAAGAAGAAGAAGAAGAAGAAGAAGAAAAAAAUGUGCACCUUGAAAGUUUAUGCGCCUGAUAUCUUUUCAAAUUCAUCAUCAUAUGCAGAAAAUAAAUAGAUUUUAAAAAGACAAUCAAA